Messenger RNA from Cydia splendana, 795 nucleotides. Its product is annotated as dual serine/threonine and tyrosine protein kinase-like. Gene Ontology annotation, biological process: negative regulation of apoptotic process; positive regulation of ERK1 and ERK2 cascade; protein phosphorylation. Gene Ontology annotation, cellular component: cytoplasm. Gene Ontology annotation, molecular function: ATP binding; protein kinase activity. The transcript has 5 exons. The coding region runs from base 1 to 660 and encodes 219 amino acids. The record is from RefSeq and is a predicted model, not a curated record. Lineage: Eukaryota; Metazoa; Arthropoda; Insecta; Lepidoptera; Tortricidae.
AUGUCAAUGAGGAGUAUCCCCCCUCACCCCCGCAUCGUGGCCGUCCACGGCUCCAUAGUGCAACGCCGCGCCGGAGGAGCGUUAGGCGUCCUGCUCAUUUCCGAACGGAAAGAAAGGGACCUACACGCCGCGGUACGAGCUGGUCUACAUUAUGCUGAGAGGAUGAGAAUAGCCUGUGACAUCGUUGAAGAGUUAGGCGUCCUGCUCAUUUCCGAACGGAAAGAAAGGGACCUACACGCCGCGGUACGGGCAGGUCUACAUUAUGCUGAGAGGAUGAGGAUAUCCUGUGACAUUGUUGAAGGAAUCCGCUAUCUCCACUCCCUCGGCCUUGUACACCGUGAUAUCAAGAUGAAGAAUGUUCUCCUCGAUUCUAACAACAGAGCGGCGCUUUCAGACUUGGGGUUCUGCGCAGCCGAGGCGCUCAUGUCUGGAUCUGUUGUUGGGACCCCGGUUCACAUGGCUCCAGAAUUACUCGCCGGCGAUUACGACGCUGCAGUAGACGUGUACGCCUUCGGCAUUCUGUUCUGGUACCUCUGCGCCGGCAACGUGAGGCUACCGGCAGCUUUCGAGGACUUUCAGAACAAGGAGCAGCUCUGGACCAAGGUCAAGAGAGGUGAGGAAAAACUGCUCAUCAACAGGUCCAUGUGGCACCAGAGUUAGGUGACGACGACGCAGCAGUAGACGUGUUCUGGUAUCUCUGCGCCGACAACGUGAGGCUACCGGCAGCUUUCGAGGACUUUCAGAACAAGGAGCAGCUCUGGACCAAGGUUAAGAGAGGUGAGGACAACCAACAGC